Messenger RNA from Exaiptasia diaphana, 2677 nucleotides. RefSeq names its product methionine synthase reductase. Lineage: Eukaryota; Metazoa; Cnidaria; Anthozoa; Actiniaria; Aiptasiidae. The record is from RefSeq and is a predicted model, not a curated record. The coding region runs from base 57 to 2300 and encodes 747 amino acids. The transcript has a single exon. Gene Ontology annotation, cellular component: cytosol. Gene Ontology annotation, biological process: homocysteine metabolic process. Gene Ontology annotation, molecular function: [methionine synthase] reductase (NADPH) activity; flavin adenine dinucleotide binding; FMN binding.
CAGUAAUAUUACAGCACGAUUACACAACACAUCUUCCGAUAUCUACCGUGCUUUGGAUGAUUUUGAAUGGCUUUCUGAACUUCUUCCCCAGAAAACCGUUAUUUGUUCUCCAUUCACUGUUGUUAAUGUCAUCAAAAAACUGUAAAAUGCCAACCUCGUCACAUUUUACAAUUUUGUACGGUUCGCAGACCGGGCAAGCACAAGCAAUAGCCGAAGAAAUCCAUGAGAAUUCAUCCCAGCAUGGMCUCCAAUCCAAGUUGUUUUGUCUGAGUCAAACAGAAAAGAAGUUUACUCUUGAAAAGGAACCCUUAAUUGUGUUUAUAGUGUCAACUACAGGUGAAGGAGAUCCCCCAGACACCAUGUUGAAAUUCAUGAGACGUCUCAAGAAAAAAACUUUGCCAAGCGAUCAUUUGAAAGACUGCCAAUACGCUCUCUUAGCUCUUGGUGACACAAAUUAUACAAAUUUCUGUAAUAAUGGCAAAACUCUUGACAGAAGGUUGCUAGCUCUUGGUGCAAAACAGUUUUAUAAUAGUGGAUAUGCAGAUGAUGCUGUAGGCUUAGAGUUAGUAGUGGACCCCUGGAUUGAUGGACUUUGGAAUGCUGUCAAGAAAAGCUUGGGACUAGAGAAUGGUGAAAAGGUAUGCAAUGAACCAACUCAGAAUGAAUGUGAAAACAAACCACAGCCAAUGACUAAUGGUAAUGAUAAGAAACCACUUACUGUGCAGAAUUUAGAAUAUCCUUCUGACAAAGAAUAUAUCCCUGAAAAGAAUGACAAUCUUCCAAGCAAAGGCUUAGGAAACUCGUCCAGUCUUCUUACAGAAGAUAAUCAUAAUAGUAAUAGUAAAGGAGAUACAUCACCAGGACAAGCAUCUACAGCAGAUCUUCAUCUGCCAUCAUUGAGAACAUCUUCAGAGACACUGUCUUCAAGUGUUUUGUCAAUACCUGUGCUCUCUCCUAAUUAUCUUUCUGUUGAGUAUCAUACAGGUGAAUCACAUGAAAGUAGUCCAUGGUAUCAGGACAGAAUGUUUUCCAAAGCAACAAUAUUAUCAGCUAAAACUCUUACAGCAGAAGAUGCUAUCAAAACAGCAUUAGAAAUUGAAUUGGAUAUCACUGACUGUGGUCUUGAUUAUGAACCUGGUGACUCAUUUGAUGUUUUAUGCCCCAAUAACCAGCAGGAAGUCACUGAGCUUAUGUAUAUUCUUGGUCUUCAAGACAAGGCAGAUACAUCAUUUUCUGUGAAUGUCAUGGAAAAUACCACGAAGAAGACAGCAGUUAAGCCCAGGUAUAUCCCAGACCCAUGCACUGUAAAAGAUGCUUUUCUUAACUGCCUUGAAAUCAGAUCUGUUCCAAAAAAGGCAAUGAUUAGAAUGUUAGUUGAGUAUACAAAGGAUCCUCAAGAAAAGCGUCGUCUACAAGAACUUUGUAGCAAGCAAGGUGCUUCAGAAUAUCAAGCUUGCAUUAGACAACCAAGUAUCUCAUUACUUGAAAUACUGAAGGCUUUUCCUUCAUGCUGUCCUCCAUUUGAAAGAUUGAUAGAACAUCUUCCACAACUUAGUCCAAGACCUUACUCUGUAGCAAGUUCACCAUUAAGUGAUCCAAACAGGCUGAAGUUUGUCUUCAACAUUGUGGAAUUUCUACCUUAUGAAGAUCUCCGUAGCAGCAGACUUGGAGUUUGCACUGGAUGGUUAAGUACUGUUACAGAAAAUAUGAGAAGUGAUUUCGCUGAUAGAUUAUCGCAACUGCAACUGUGUGAGCAGCAAAAUAACCCUGCUGUAUUUGUUUCAGCAAGGAAGCAUAACCAGUUUAGACUUCCUAAUGAUCCAAAGGUUCCUGUAGUGAUGAUUGGGCCUGGUACUGGUGUUGCACCUUUCGUUGGAUUUCUUGAGCAGAGAAAGUGCGAGUGCAAAGAAAGAAGUCCUAAAGAGGUUUAUGGUGAAUCAUUGCUGUUCUAUGGAUGCAGAAACAGAAAUCAAGAUUUCCUUUACAAAGAACAAUUACAAGACUACCACUCAUCUGGUGUUCUAAGCAAUCUUUUAGUGUCUUUUUCAAGAGAAGAAGGAAGUACUAUCCGAUAUGUACAAGACAACUUAAGACUGCAUGCCAAAGAAGUUGCAAAGAUGAUAUUUGAUGAAGGAGGUGUUGUCUAUGUGUGUGGUGAUGCAAAGAACAUGGCAAAGGAUGUGUUUGCAGUGUUUUGUGAAAUUGCUGAACAGCAUCUUGGUAUUAGUAAAGUAGAUGCUAUCUCAGAGAUGAGUAAACUUAGAGCUAACAAGCAAUAUCAUGAGGAUGUCUGGACAUAACCCAAUAGUUUAUWACGAAUGUUUGACCACUCAAUUUCUACUUGAAACAUUGAACAAUUGUUGAUUGAUAUUAGCAUUCAGAGAAGAGCAAUCUCUUGCGUCUCGUAAAGUAACCAUAGUAACUGUGAAAGUGUUUGAUAAUGCAUGCAGUAUUAGGAUAAUGGAAACUUAACAUUGGCAUGAAAAUACAACCUAUAUUUUGUUUAGUAUGAUUAUAUAAAAUCCUUUAAAAAAAUCGUUUUAACUGGAAAAUCUUGUCAGAGCAUGCUGUUAUUGUUGAUUGCAGACAUUUAUAAAUUUGAAGCAACAAAAUCUGCUGGCAAUGGAAGUGGAAUAAAAGUAUAGAAAUUAUUAAUAUUCAUUAAUAAUCUCCAAUA